GUUUCAACCAGCACGCCGCGUGCAUUAUUCAUCUGUUUUGGGAGAAGACGCACUUGGCCGACUGCGCUGAGGCAACAUGCUUGAUCUGAUCUGUUAUUGUGUACACGACCCACUCACGGGGGAGCUGCGGGCAUUAAUUACCACCAAACACUUGUUUUUAUUUGCGCCUGAGCAAGUGGGGGACCCGUCUCACACCUCGGCAUCCGCCACGGGAUGUUGAUUUUCGCAUUUUGUUGCGAAAUCGGCGUAUUUUGUAGCGAACAAACACAAACCACGUGGUUCCGUGCACACCACGUUACUACUCUGCUAUAGAGCGCACCUCUGCUCUACUUAUCCUCAAAUUACCCCCCAGUGUCACCCAUAGGUGCUGUGAUUCGCGUAAGAACCGGAAUGAUUGUGCGAGCGAGUGUUAUUCGGUGUGAGGGGGGUCUAGUUUUGCCGCACACACCGUGCAGGUCGCCGAUUCUUUCUCAGAGCGAGCUGAAGUUAUUGUGGGUAGUGCGGCCAUGCUUGUGGCUUGAGCUAAAAGUGAUGGGGGGGGGGGGUUGUCUGGUGUUUGUUCCCCGUUAAUGGCGCCGUUUUUCGUUUAUUUCCAAUGUGAAAAUGUACAACCGCUGUGAAAAUCGCCCCCAUCUGAGGUAGCGGUAGUUUUUGCGGGUGUUUCCGUGCGUCUCGUUCGCUCAUUCGAGUCGCCUCCACUGCGUCUUUUCAUCCCGCACCUCUGCCAUGCUGCCUGCCGCAUUGUUAUAAUGGCGGAGGACACGAGAAGUCUGCUUGGAAGCACGGAGGUGGCGUCGGGCACUGUGAUGAGGAAUAAGGGGGUUUAUUUCACCGUUUUACGCGUAAACGUAUUUCCUUCGGCGUGUCCGCUAAAAGGGUCACUUAGCGUGCGCGGGGAGGCAGGGGAAUUAAAAGUGGUGUUAUUAAUAAGGGGGUGUGUAUGUCGCGGAAGGCCUUUCGAUACGUCCGCAGCCCUGUUUGAAGAGGGAGGCGGAGGGAUCUGUUGCUGGUGGCUGUUGGUAGUGACGCAGGCGUUGUGGGAGAUGUAGUCCCCUUUAACAUAUUUCUUUUAUUCAUUCCUCAUUGUUAGUCUGCGGAGAAUUGCUACAUAACGAGGAAUAUCUACCCCCAUUUAACCCGGAGUGUCAUAAAUGUAUUUCUUUGACUUAAAAUGACUGGAAAACGACACAAAGUGUUGUGCGUCUUGAUUACGUUAAGCUGUAGAGCCUCUAUUUACAUCUCUUGUAUCUUCAGCUGUGUCACUAGUAUAAUAGAUAAGAAAAGAUAAUAUCUAACUGCUGGCAAUUUAGUUUCAGCCCAACAACUAAUGGUUAAUUGAAUUGUUGAUUUAUAUGUAGGUUUAAUUUUUGGACUAUAAAAUGUCAGAAAAUAUUGGGGAAAUGACUAUUUUCUAGAGCCUAUAAUGUCAGAAAAUAUCUUGUGUUGUUGACCAACACUCCAAAACUAUAAUUUCCUACGAGGACAUUGUAAUAUAUAAGGCACUAUAACCAUCACGUUUGGCUAAUUUGCUUGAAAAAAUGACAUAUGUAUUGAUUAUCAAUAUGCUUUUGGAAUAAUCUGAUUUGUUUUGAUCGGUUCAGUUUUGCACGUAAACUCCUGGUUUAAGCUUUGAUCCGCUCUAAUUGUGUCCCAGACUGUUCCUCUGUAGUGGUUUGCGUGAUAUGGUAAAGUCUAGUUUUGGUCAUGUUUUGGCAGUGGAUGUGUUUGCUGGAUAUGCCGCUGCAACGUUGUCUGGCCAACAUUCCUCUGACCCCAGAAACAGCCCGGGACCAUGAGAGGCGAAUUCGCCGAGAGAUCGCCAACAGCAACGAGCGUCGGCGUAUGCAGAGCAUCAAUUCUGGAUUCCAGUCACUUAAAACACUCAUCCCGCACAGCGACGGAGAGAAGCUCAGUAAGGCUGCCAUCCUGCAACAGACGGCAGAGUACAUUUUUACUUUGGAGCAGGAGAAGACGCGCCUAUUGCAGCAGAACAGUCAGCUCAAACGAAUCAUACAAGAGUUAAGUGGUUCCUCCCCUAAGAGGAGGCGUGCAGAGGAGAAAGACGAAGGGAUUGGCUCACCAGACAUCCUGGAGGAGGAGAAGACUGAGGACUUGAGGAGGGAGAUGAUUGAGUUAAGGCAGCAGCUGGAGAAAGAGCGCUCAGUCAGGAUGAUGCUGGAGGAUCAGAUGCGUUCCCUGGAUGACCAGUUGUACCCAGAGCAACUGAAGGCGAUCACCCAGCAGGCCCAGGAGCACCAGACCCAAACACGGAGCCUUGUCCGUCUGCAGCAGAACAAGCAGCUGGAGAGGGACCUUACUCCAGCCCACAGCCCGCAGGUGAUGGCCCCAGCUACCCCCCCUGCACCUACACACCAUGCCACAGUAAUCGUCCCUGCGCCUGUGCAACCCGCCCCACCCCAUCAUGUCACCGUGGUCACCAUGGGCCCGACAUCGGUUAUCAAUACGGCGUCCACAUCUCGACACAACCUGGACACCAUCGUUCAAGCGAUCCAGCACAUCGAGGGCACCCAGGGGAAGGCUUGUGUCGGCGAGGAGGAGAAGCGGAGGGCGGUCAUUGUCACUUCAGGUCGCGUCCUCUCCGACGCGGCGGGCUCAGACACGGCCUCAAACAGCGACGGGCCCGACGACUACUCACUGCCCUGAGUUCAUCCCUGACGUCUCACACGCCGUACACUUACACACACACACACACACACUUACACGCAAAAGGCCCAGGCAGACCGGGGCUACAGGAGGCUUCAAACCCACAGCACUCUAGUUCAGUGGACAUUAAUAGGGCUGGUAGACAGAUUGAAGCACUCCUUUUUGUUUUUUCUUUCUUUUCAGUACACAGUCUUACGUGUUUUGUUGUGAUAGGCAGCCCAAAUAGGUUUACACUCAUACAUGCAGUCUCCUCUGCAUCUGUUUUCUGCUUAUCUUAAACUCCCCUGCUCUUUCACACACACACACAAACUCAUUCCUCUCCAUUAAUCUAGAGAGGUUAUUAGAGUACCUACUUCACUGACUGAUCUAUAACGAUCCGUCAUACUGGACAGUAGAGUGUCUGCUAAACAUCACUAUUAAUCGCCCAGACUGUUCUCUUUAUUCGGCCCUGAAGCCAUGUGACUGAUCCACGAAACCUGGAGACACAGAGCCCAGCAGUGUGGCGUCAUCACCACCCAACACCGGAGCGUUUUUGUUUAAGAUAAACAUCCUUUAAUCCUCCUUCUCUGAGCUGUUUGGACAGACACUGUGAGCCAACAAGACUGUUUCAAAGUUCCACCAUUUUAGACUUCUGAAUGAAAGAAUAUGUUGUUUUACUCGUGUGAAGUCUACUUUUUCCGUGUUUUGUUUCUUUAAAGCUCCUUUAUCCAGCAACUUAAAGUGAUUGUACUGGAGGGAAAAAAUAGCACGACAUCAAUGGGGAUUUAAAAGCUGUUUUUAUGGCUGACUGGUGCUCACAACAAAAUUAAGCUAAGGUUGGAAGGAGAAAGUGCGCUUACAGGUUUAUAGCUGUAUUCUUUUUUUAUUUUUUUUUGUUUGUUUUGUUGCCAUUUUUUUUACUGGGCUGGGUUCCCGGUAAUCCCACAUAUGUAUUAGGCAUGUUCUUCUUUUUACUCAUGGCCUGACAAAAAAUAUCAGUGCUUUGACAUGUCCUGACAACCUCCCCUCUUGAAUUUAAAAGCACGUAGCUUGUUAAAAUAAGCUAAUCUGUGGGGACUUUUGAGUGAUUUCCACUGGUGUGUGUGUGUGCGUGUCCCAUUUCGCGUUUUGAAUCAGCAGGGCUUAGCGGUGUCCCAGACUCUGGCAGUCUGCGACAGCACAGCUUUUGCCUUGACGUUGAGGCAGGCGCAUAUGUGCACACAACAUACGUACAAAUAUGACUAAUAUACAAUCACUUGUUUGCGCAAUCGUAAAGCCCGUUACAGUGUAGCUUCUUGUCCAACUGUUGGGACAUCUAUCAAAGCAAACUAUACUUAAAAUACAAGGAAAGUACCCGGUGAAAUUGUUUGAAUGUGCCAUGGGGGUGACUGGGUUGGCCACACAUGCUCUAUGCAUUUCUCCCCUUUUGCACGCUUCUUGUCUAGUGUACCAUGCUAUUGACACGUUUCUGCUUAGACCAUACUUUCAAUGUUUUUGCCUGGAACUGUUGGUUGACAGACGGACAUAAAGACUUGUAGAGAGAGGCAGCAGCUUGCCUUACUAAGAGCCCGUGGGUGCAGGGAGGCACUGUGAAGCCAGCCUUAACACAGCCUGAGAGAUGUACCGGAACACAUGAUCUGGGCUGGUUGGUGGCCACUGGAAUCCCUCUGGUUUCCCCCUCGCCCUUCCAAACAGGCUUGUAAACACCCGAGUGUAUUAGAACAUAUAUCCCCGGGUAUUUUGUCUAUUUUUCUAUGUUUUAUUAUGUUUGCCACAAACAUAAAUAGGUUUCUGGUGUGUGCUAAUGCAUUCAAGCUCUCUCUGAUAUUCCAAAAUGCAUCCAGUACUGACUCUUGGUUAGAUUCACAUGUAGAUUUGCAACCGUCGGCCCCUUCAUGUGCACUAUUAAAGCCAGAGCUGUGGUUAAAAAAGAAAUUCCACAAUGAAAUGUUGACAUUCCAUAAAAUGUUACUAAUUUUUCCACGUCAGGUUGAAGUGAAACCUGGUCUAUUUUGAUAUUAGUCACAUUUAGCGCUUUACACACAUUACUGCUAUUAUAUGAUUGCGUUUAGAGUCCUCUGCAUCAAUGCAUAGAUGGAGCUUUGAACUGCUGGACAGAUAACGUGUUCGAUUGAACGCAAUCUCAUCUAUCAUGAUUUAUGUCAUGGACUUGCCCUUUAAAGAAAUAUUGAUGUCAGCUGCACUGAAAUGAGUGACACAUCUGUCGAAUUAAAUCAUGGGACAUUUGUCCCAGUACUUAUCACUAGAGGCAGGGGAUUCCUGGAUUUUGAAAAUGUGUUUUGCAAGCUCUGCCUUUGUAGAGCCCUGUGCUUUUUCUCUCUUGAGUAUCUGCAUUUGAUAGUUUUUCUGCUGAAUCCCAGACCUGUUUUUGUUCCAUCUGUGUUUUGUGUGUUAGGAAACGUUACGUGAACAUAUCGACUUGUCAGAUGAGUAGGGUGGGCCUGGGGAUCAUUAACUAGGGUCAUGAUUACAAAGCACUUACUGUACUAUACUGGAGUCCGCCUCUUUCGUUUGUAUAAAGAGGCGUCUCCUCAGCUGAAGCUCUUUAGGUAAUGAGUAAAAGCCGCACAGCUGUGUAUCCCCCCUUUUCCUCCAACAUCUUGUCCUGUUUGCGCCUCUCAUCUUUUCUUUUUUAUUUUUGCAAAACCUUUUAUGCUAACUUUGUUUAUCAAUUGUCAAUAUCUCUUGUGUCCCUUCACAUUUCGCUCCCUCCUCUUGUCUUAUCUGUAACUUUUGUUUUGUUAGACCUGUGCAUAUGGUUGUCAAGAAGUCUUUUUUUUUGUUUUUAAGAGAAAUGUUUUGGGGAUAAAGAGGCUUGUGCCUUUGUAAAGACAGAAUAAUAAAGUUUGUACUUUGUUUUUUAUGCA
Anarrhichthys ocellatus (wolf-eel) is the source of this 5531-nucleotide messenger RNA. It is a transcript of the gene tfap4, whose product is annotated as transcription factor AP-4 (activating enhancer binding protein 4). Bases 1705 to 2664 code for a protein of 319 amino acids. The transcript is spliced from 7 exons. Gene Ontology annotation, biological process: regulation of transcription by RNA polymerase II. The record is from RefSeq and is a predicted model, not a curated record. Gene Ontology annotation, molecular function: RNA polymerase II cis-regulatory region sequence-specific DNA binding; protein dimerization activity; DNA-binding transcription factor activity, RNA polymerase II-specific. NCBI's taxonomy places the organism in Eukaryota, Metazoa, Chordata, Actinopteri, Perciformes, Anarhichadidae. Gene Ontology annotation, cellular component: nucleus.